AUGGCGACUACUACCUUCUCUCGAUUUUCUUUCUAUUUUUGCCUUCUUCUCCUAUGCCAUGGAUCGAUGGCCCAGUUGACCAGUCAGUGGCAAAGCCCCCGUCAAGGAGGUUUUAGGGGGUGUAGAUUUGAUAGGUUGCAAGCAUUUGAGCCACUUAGAAGAGUGCGGUCAGAAGCUGGGGUCACUGAGUACUUCGAAGAGACAAAUGAUCAAUUUCAGUGCGCCGGUGUAUCUGUCAUCCGUCGAGUUAUUGAGCCUCAAGGCCUUGUGGUACCUCGGUACACCAACUCGCCAGGCCUUGCCUACAUUAUUCAAGGAAGAGGUUACGUGGGAUUAACUUUACCUGGUUGCCCGGAGACCUACCAGCAACAGUUCCAACAAUAUGAUCAGAGUCAAGGCCAACAAUAUAGAGAUGAGCACCAAAAGGUUCACCAAUUCAGGCAAGGGGAUGUUAUUGCACUUCCGGCUGGUAUCGCACACUGGUUCUACAACGAUGGUCAUGAUGCACCUGUUGUUGUUGUCUAUGUUUUUGACGUACACAACAAUGCCAAUCAGCUUGAACCUAGGCAGAAGGAAUUCCUAUUAGCGGGCAACAACAAAAGGGAGCAACAAGGAUUUGAACAAUCAUCGCAGCAGCACUCUGGGCAAAACAUAUUCAGUGGAUUCAAUGUUGAGUUGCUUAGUGAGGCCUUGGGCAUCAACAGAGAGGCUGCUAGGAGGCUUCAGAGUCAAAAUGACCAGAGGGGAGAAAUCAUUCGGGUGAGGCAUGGACUUCAAUUUUUGAGACCUACUAUAACCCAACAGCAAGAACAGCAGGAGCAAUACCAGCAAGCCCAAUAUCCAAGUGGACAACGCAACGGAUUGGAAGAGAACAUUUGCGCGAUAAAGGCAAGAAUAAACAUCGAAAAUCCUAAUCGCGCAGAUACAUACAACCCACGCGCCGGAAGGAUCACACGCAUCAACAACCAGAAGUUCCCGAUUCUUAACCUAAUUCAAAUGAGUGCUACAAGAGUGAACUUAUACCAGAAUGCCAUUCUUUCACCAUUCUGGAACAUCAAUGCGCACAGCGUGGUGUAUGCGAUCCAAGGCAAUGCCCGAGUGGAGGUUGUCAAUAACCAAGGAAGAACAGUGUUCAGUGGUCAGCUUCGUCAGGGCCAACUGUUAAUCAUACCACAGAACUAUGCUGUUAUCAAGAAAGCGGAGAAUCUGGGAUUCCAGUACAUUGCCUUCAAGACAAACCCAAACUCCAUGGUGAGCCGCAUCGCCGGGAAGAGCUCCGUCCUGCGUGCCAUGCCGGUAGACGUCAUCGCCAACGCGUAUCGCAUCUCGAGGGAGUCUGCCCGGAGCCUGAAGAACAACAGGGGAGAGGAGAUCGGCGUGUUCGCUCCCCGUUUCCCUCAGAAGAGUUCCCGGCAGGGUUAUCAGUUCCUGGCCGAAGAAGGCCUCUCUUUAAUCGGCCUGUAA
Molecule: messenger RNA, 1464 nt
Organism: Phragmites australis (common reed)
Lineage: Eukaryota; Viridiplantae; Streptophyta; Magnoliopsida; Poales; Poaceae
Product: glutelin type-B 5-like
Exons: 4
Coding region: 1-1464 (487 amino acids)
Molecular function (GO): nutrient reservoir activity
Source: RefSeq, a predicted model, not a curated record